Messenger RNA from Prorocentrum cordatum, 2184 nucleotides. Lineage: Eukaryota; Dinophyceae; Prorocentrales; Prorocentraceae. The record is from the annotation of a GenBank genome assembly.
GUGGGAUCGAUGGGUCGAUCAAUAUUGGGACAAAGCAGUUGGCUUCUAGCAAUCUGUGUUGCGAAGUAUAUGUGGUGCAAUCCAUCCGUAGCCAUUUUGGCUCAAGUUUGACUCGAGAUCCUCAAAGGGGCUCCAGCCCAAAGUUCGAGCUGCCUUCGGCGGGCGCGCGGCCACCCAGCCAACAUCGCGAGUCCAAGCCCCAUGACCCCCAAGAUCCUCUUGCCCUGCCUGCUCCUCGGCCUCGCGGAGGCUACCACCUACCCAUCGUGCGACGCGACGACGACAGAAGCCUUUCUCGAAGAGACGACUGAAGAGCCAGCGCCGGACAUCCCCUUGGAGCUCCAAGUUCAGGGCCAGAGCGGCAAGUUCACUCUCGUGCCGAAGGGCUCGUCGGGGGCCUCUGUUGGCAUCCGCGUGACGAUGGACGCGCUGAGGGAGGUGGACGCAGAUGGCAACGAAGUGGGUACGUCUGGGGCUGUGAAGCAUUCGAUCAACACCUUUGCAAGCCAGGACUUCACGGUGGGCGAUAUGGAGACCGUCCGCAUCGGCUCUGGAGUAUCUGCCGCCAAAGUGUCGUUCGAUUCAACCAUCUCGGAGAUCGGACGAAUCGGCGUCGACACCUACGUCAUGGCCCAGUCGGGAACGGUGGGGAUGUCCAACGAGUCGUGGGACGUCAACAUCGGAGACUUGAAGUGGAAUAUCCGCCUGUGGGACUGGACCUGGUGCGACGGCUCCAACUGCAAGCAGGGCCAGACCGAGCAGGUCGGCGCGUACGUCGAGCUCGACAUUACGGUGCAGAAUUUGGGGGGUGGGAGCGCCAACCAGGGCAGCGGGAAGUCCGUGUCUCUGGGCAGCAACGCGACGCUUGAGUUGUCGACGCAGGUGCAGAAAGAUUGCGCGUGGGAGCAGCUGCCGGACGAGUUCCCGUCCAUCAGCACCCAGGGCAGCCAGACCACCGUCACCUUCCGCUUCCCGCGCUUCGAGACCUCCUGCCUGUACGAUCCCGUUCUGUCUGGCGCAGCGGACGAGAUGGGUGUCGACGUCGACUCUCCCACCCCCGCCCCUGCACCCGGUGAUGACGUGGCUGGCGCAGCCGCGUCGGCCACGCUCGGCGCCGUUGCGCUCUGCGCCUUGAGCGCGGUGGCGGCUUGGGCCUAGAGUCGCCAGAGAAGCGGCCUCCGACAUUUUACGCUCAAUGCCCCUAUGCCUCAGCAGAAUUGUUUUGAAAUUCUUGGGUAGGCGAGACCCGUCUAUUACGGGUCCGGAGAAAAGAGCGAAGUCUUUUGCUCCCGCCCCACGAUCAGGGAGGGAGGCUUUUCCUCCUCGAAGCCAUGGAUGGGCGAGUGGAGUAGCUCGACCUAUACUUGGCCGCGGGGUCGGGCUGGUGCCCGUCCCUUGCACGAACCCGAGUUCGGCAUCUCGACGCUCCCCUCCGUGACGGCACGCGCCCCAACCGCCAGCGUGGCAGCGCGUGUUUUUUUUUGUUUUUAAUUUCGGGGUUGGACAGGCCUCCUACCCGGACGCGUCGCUUGAGGCAUCGGCCGUGUUCGGUCUGCGAGAGGGCGUCGCGGCCGUCGUUUUUGCGGGUCCAGGUCCGUCGGUUUCGGUCCCAGGCCGUUUUCACUGUGGGGAGGUCUACUAAAGGGAGGUUUGUUCACCGCCGAGAAGAGUCCUCCGACAUUUCACGCUCAAUGCCCCUAUGCCCCAGCAAAAUUGUUUGGGAACUUCGGGGGUAGGCGAGGCCCGUCUAUCACGGGUGCGGAGGCAAGAGCGAAGUUUCUUGCUUCCACCCCACGAUCAGGGAGGCUGUUCCUCCUCGAAGCCAUGGAUGGGCGAGUGGAGUAGCUCGACCUAUACUUGGCCGCGGGGUCGGGCUGGUGCCCGUCCCUUGCACGAACCCGAGUUCGGCUGCUCGACGCUCCCCUCCGUGACGGCACGCGCUCCGCCCGGCGGCGUGGCAGCGCGUGUUUUUGUGAUUGUUUAUUUCAAGACAGUGUGCACGAGAGGUUCUCCUAGUGAUACGGCCUCUCAAUCGGGGCCGCGCGUUCUCUGGGCGCCAGCGUGAAAGCGCGCGCAGCUCGUUGCAGGGCAACGUGCUCGAGAGUUGAGCUUCCGAAGCUCGUCAUCGGGAAGUCUGGUUGGCCGCAAUCUGUGUAUAUCAAUGCACGUGAUUCGAAGUAUGUG